CAAUAAUAAGAAAAAAAAUCAUUAUUAGUUAAUGUUAUAGAGAAAACAUGUGAGCCUGUAUUUGCACAUCACAGUUGCAUUGCCUUUCAGAGCUGUUUCUUGAUCUUAUGGCUCACUUGUUUUCUAUUACUUCUUUUGCAUCCUUUGUUUAAAAAAAUUUUUUUUUUUGCAAUUUCUUAUCCAUCCUAUACAUUUUUUAGAAUAAGGCAAAAAGUCUUUAUUGCUGUUUUGAUAUUUAAAUGGUUAGGAUGUUCUGUUACAGAUUCUCAAUUGUAUAUAAUUCAUUGUUCUUGGACACUGUCAUCAUUUUCCCAUGAAAUGCAGAGUAGGAUCUUAAAUUGUUGGAACUUGCUGAAAAUCACAGGAGUAGCCAAUGCUAGUAGAAGCAGAUCUUUCAGUCCUUGCUUCCUGAACCUGAGUAGGUCAAAGAAAUCAUACCAUAUAAUGACUCUGUAGUUCAAACCAACAAACAGAACUUCACCUACACUGUAACCUCAGGUCAUCAUAUUCGUUUGUUUCUAUACACCUAGAGCUUUUGCUUUGCUUCCUGAAAUGAUAUAUUGGAAAGCAGUCUCUGACAUCUUCAUAGAAAAGAAACAAUGAACCAAGGGGGUUUUUAUGAACAUAGUCCUUCCUGUCUUUAUUUUGCUUAUGACAUUUUGCUUAUGGUUGUUAUCAAUACCAGUGUUUUCCACAGUGAUUAUUUCCUCAUUUAUUUGUUAUAGUUUAAGAAGAACAGCAUCAAGGGAUUCUUAACUUCAGAGAAUAUUGUAUAUGCAUUUUGAAAAAUAUAUUUUGGUGAUAGCCUAUGUUAUAUUACAUAUCUGGAGGGACAUUUUUUAAUCUACACUUAUCUUUUAUUUAUAAAAGGACUGGGGCUUUUUGCUAACUUUUUCUAUAGUAAGGGUACAUAGGCCUUAUCAGUGGUUUAUUUGACACCUCUCAGAUGACUUCUUUGGGAUCCUGACACUAAUUUCACCCAUGUUUAUGAUGUUUUAAAACUUACAUAAAAACAAAACUUUUUCAGAGAAUAUUUGGGAGUCAAAUGUUUUCAUCUGAAAAAUUAUCUUAAUUGAGAAUUUAGGUUUGAAAUACUUGUAUGGAUUAUUAACUGAAUAGCUGGAAUCUGUUAUAGAUUGUGUAACCUAUUUAUUUGAAAUAUAUCUGUAUUUAAGUUUGGCAAGAUAUCAGGACACGGAUACAAGUUAGGCAUAAUUGUUUACUUUCCUAAGUCAGUAACGCAAUUCUUGUUUUGCCAUAGAAAACAUUACACCUGAUAGCCUCUAUGAACUUACUUAACCUUCAGAAUAAUUAUAUUUUUUUCCAGGAUGCUGACCGGAUGAUUACGUGUAAGGAUGUUUAUCCAUAGUCCAAUGAUUUAAAACUUUUAGACAAACAGAGAGUAUGUAACAGUUUUUCCUAACUCUGCUCUUUUGAAUGAUUUGGUUAGUGAGAACUAACUCUCUGAAAUAUUUCAAGCAGAUUUUGGCCUAAAUCUUCCAGUCUUCAGCUUUAGGAAAUACAUACUUGGAUUUGUAAGAAUGGGAAGGUUAGCCAGGUAGUCUGCUUGCUCCUUUUAGCUGUAAGAGUCUUUGGCCUCAGUGGACUGAUGCUUAUUAAAUCCCUGAAUUUUGUAGAACGUGUUUCCAAAAGAAGAGAACCUUCAUGGUGAACAGUGAACCCUCAUAGUGAAUCAGCUGAUGUUUCAUUCUCUAAAGUUCCCUCUUGGAUUUUUAUGACUCGGUCUUGCAGGGAACCUCUGCUGAAGACGUGAAGCCUGUUGAGGGAAAUUAUCCAUGAAUGUACGUCACAAUGAUGAUGACCGACCAAAUCCCUCUGGAACUGCCGCCAUUGCUGAACGGAGAGGUGCCCAUGAUGCCUCACCUGGUGAAUGGAGACGCAGCUCAGCAGGUUAUUCUCGUUCAAGUUAAUCCAGGUGAGACUUUUACAAUAAGAGCAGAGGAUGGAACACUUCAGUGCAUUCAAGGACCUGCUGAAGUUCCCAUGAUGUCACCCAAUGGAUCCAUUCCUCCCAUCCAUGUGCCUCCAGGUUAUAUCUCACAGGUGAUUGAAGACAACACUGGUGUCCGCCGGGUGGUAGUCACACCCCAGUCUCCUGAGUGCUACCCCCCAAGCUACCCCUCAGCCAUGUCUCCAACCCAUCACUUACCCCACUACCUGACUCACCACCCGCAUUUUAUUAACUCACACACGGCUUACUACCCACCUGUUACUGGACCUGGAGAGAUGCCGCCUCAGUUUUUUCCUCAGCAUCAUCUUCCCCCUACAAUAUAUGGCGAGCAAGAAAUUAUACCACUCUAUGGAAUGUCAAGCUACAUUACCCGAGAAGAUCAGUACAGCAAACCUCCACACAAAAAACUGAAAGACCGCCAGAUUGACCGUCAGAAUCGCCUCAACAGCCCUCCUUCUUCUAUCUACAAAAGCAACUGCACAACCGUGUACAAUGGCUACGGGAAGGGCCACAGUGGGGCCGGCGGUGGUGGAGGUGGCAGUGGAGGUGGGCCAGGAGUUAAGAAAGCAGAGCGCCGAGCCAGGAGCAGUCCAAAGGCCAACGAUUCAGACCUGCAAGAGUAUGAGCUGGAAGUAAAGAGGGUGCAAGACAUUCUUUCAGGAAUAGAGAAGCCACAGGUUUCUAAUAUCCAGGCAAGAGCAGUUGUGUUGUCCUGGGCUCCCCCUGUUGGACUUUCCUGUGGACCCCAAAGUGGCCUUUCCUUCCCCUACAGUUAUGAAGUUGCCUUAUCAGACAAAGGGCGAGAUGGAAAAUACAAAAUAAUUUACAGUGGAGAAGAAUUAGAAUGUAACCUGAAAGAUCUUAGACCAGCAACUGAUUAUCAUGUGAGGGUGUAUGCCAUGUACAAUUCCGUAAAGGGAUCCUGCUCCGAGCCAGUUAGCUUCACCACCCACAGCUGUGCACCCGAGUGCCCCGUCCCUCCCAAGCUGGCGCAUAGGACCAAAAGCUCGCUGACCUUGCAAUGGAAGGCACCAAUUGACAAUGGUUCAAAAAUCACCAAUUACCUUUUAGAAUGGGAUGAGGGAAAAAGAAACAGUGGUUUCAGACAGUGCUUCUUCGGAAGCCAGAAGCACUACAAGUUGACGAAGCUUUGUCCGGCAAUGGGAUACACCUUCAGGCUGGCCGCUCGGAAUGACAUUGGCACCAGUGGGUACAGCCAGGAGGUGGUAUGGUACACACUAGGAAACAUUCCUCAGAUGCCCUCUGCACCAAGACUUGUUCGAGCUGGGGUCACAUGGAUCACACUGCAGUGGAAUAAAUCAGAAGGCUGUUCACCUGAGGAAGUGGUUACUUAUACUUUGGAAAUCCAGGAGGAUGAAAAUGAUAACCUUUUCCACCCAAAAUACACUGGAGAGGAUUUAACCUGUACUGUGAAAAAUCUCAAAAGAAGCACACAGUAUAAAUUCAGGCUGACCGCUUCUAACAUGGAAGGGAAAAGCUGUCCAAGUGAAGUUUUGGUUUGUACGACCAGUCCUGACAGGCCUGGACCUCCUACAAGACCCCUCAUUAAAGGACCAGUUACAUCUCAUGGUUUCAGUGUCAAAUGGGAUCCUCCAAAGGACAAUGGUGGUUCAGAAAUACUCAAGUAUUUGUUGGAGAUUACGGAUGGAAAUUCUGAAGCGAGUCAAUGGGAAGUGGCAUACAGUGGAUCGGCCACAGAAUAUACUUUUACCCACUUGAAACCAGGCACUUUGUACAAACUCCGAGCGUGCUGCAUCAGUACUGGUGGACACAGUCAGUGUUCUGAAAGUCUCCCUGUUCGCACACUAAGCAUUGCACCAGGUCAGUGUCGACCACCGAGGGUUUUGGGUAGACCAAAGCACAAAGAAGUCCACUUAGAGUGGGAUGUCCCUGCCUCUGAAAGUGGCUGUGAGGUCUCAGAGUACAGUGUAGAGAUGACGGAGCCUGAGGCUGUCGCUUCAGAGGUGUACCACGGACCAGACCUGGAGUGCACCGUUGGCAACCUACUUCCCGGAACUGUGUAUCGCUUCCGGGUGAGGGCUCUGAAUGAUGGAGGGUAUGGUCCUUAUUCUGAUGUCUCAGAAAUUACCACUGCUGCAGGGCCCCCUGGACAAUGCAGAGCCCCUUGUAUCUCUUUUACACCUGAUGGAUGUGUCCUAGUGAGUUGGGAGAGUCCUGAGAGCUCUGGUGCUGAUAUCUCAGAGUACAGAUUGGAAUGGGGAGAAGAUGAAGAAUCCUUAGAACUCAUUUACCAUGGGACAGAUGCUGGCUUCGAAAUUAGGGAUCUGUUGCCUGCUGCACAGUAUUGCUGUAGACUACAGGCCAUCAAUCAAGCUGGCGCAGGACCGUACAGUGAGCUUGUUCUUUGCCAGACACCAGCAUCUGCCCCUGACCCUGUCUCCACUCUCUGUGUCCAGGAAGAGGAGACCCUCAAUGCCUAUCCCGAUUCACCUUUUGUGUGCCUUGUACUGAACUGGGAAGAGCCGUGCAAUAAUGGAUCUGAAAUCCUUGCUUACAAUAUUGAUACUGGAGACACUAGCAUCACUGUGGGCAAUACCACCUCCCACAUUAUCAAAGAUCUCCUUCCAGAAACCACCUACCGGAUCAGAAUUCAGGCCAUAAAUGAAAUUGGAGCUGGACCAUUUAGUGAGUUCAUUAAAGCAAAAACUCGGCCAUUACCACCCUUGCCUCCUAGGCUCGAGUGUGCUGCAGCCGGGCCUCAGAGCCUGAAGCUGAAAUGGGGAGACAGCAACUCCAAAACGCAUGCUGCUGAUGACAUGGUGUACACACUGCAGCUGGAAGACAGAAACAAACGGUUUGUUUCAAUCUACAGAGGACCCAGUCACACCUACAAAGUUCAGAGACUGACGGAAUCCACAUGCUACUCCUUCAGAAUCCAGGCAGCCAGCGAGGCUGGGGAAGGUCCCUUCUCAGAAACCUACACUUUCAACACAACCAAGAGUGUCCCUCCCACCAUCAAAGCCCCUCGAGUAACACAGUUAGAAGGAAAUACAUGUGAAAUUUUAUGGGAGACGGUACCACCGAUGAAAGGCGACCCUGUCAAUUACAUUCUGCAGGUAUUGGUUGGAAGAGAAUCUGAGUACAAACAGGUGUACAAGGGAGAAGAAGCCACAUUCCAAAUCUCAGGCCUCCAGACCAACACAGACUACAGGUUCCGUGUGUGUGCGUGCCGGCGCUGUCUGGACACCUCUCAGGAGCUAUGCGGAGCUUUCAGCCCCUCGACAGCUUUUGUAUUACAACGAAGUGAGGUCAUGCUUUCUAGGGACAAUGGGAGCUUAGAUGAUCCCAAAAUGAAGAACAUGAUGCCUACUGAUGAACAGUUUGCAGCCCUCAUUGUGGUUGGCUUUGCAACUUUGUCCAUUUUAUUUGCCUUUAUAUUACAGUACUUCUUAAUGAAGUAAACAAACCCAACAAAACUAGAGGUAUGAAUUUAAUGCUACACAUUUUAAUACACACAUUUAUUCAGAUACUCCCCCUUUUUAAGCCCUUUUGUUCUUUGAUUUAUAUACUUCUCUUGUUUUACAGAUUUAGCUAGGAAAAAAAUAUCAGUGUUUUGGUGCACCUUUUUGAAAUGCAAAACUAGGAAGAGAUUAAACUGGAUUAAAAAAAAAAAAGGAAGAACAAGAAGAAAAGCAAACGAGAUACCAAAUGAUAGCUUUCUUACAUUUUCUUGAAAUUUUCCAGAUUUGCCUUUAUUCUAUUUUCACUGAUGUCUUUUGCAAACCUUUGAUUUUUUUUUUUCCAUGUUACAGUCUAGUAAUUUAUAUUCACCAAGUCACUUACUAUGUCUGAUCAUCUGUGUCUGUGAACGUGAAUCACAGUGUGUAGUGACAGGGCUAGGAUUUCAGUAUUGUCAGAGUAUUACCACACAACAACAGCCGCCACAGCAACAACAUGCAGAAGAUGGUUCACUCAGAUAAAGCUGCCGUAAACAAACCAUUUUGUCACUCAGUUAUUUAACUGUGUUUAGCUCAUCUGAAUCAAAAAAUGUGUACUUUAAUCUAAAAUGUUUUAAUAGCCUGUACUUCUUAUGAUUUUAACACUAUGAGCUACCUGUCUCUAAGAAAUCAAGUAACCAAAAUGCACCUAUAAAUUAUGGAGCAUUGUAGAUUUUUACCACGUGGAUUCAUAGCAGUAACUUUAAGAGGGCAUUGUGCAAUAGUUAGUUGUUUCCUUGUUCAGCUAUUUAAAAGCUGCUUUAACUUGUUUGUUUGUCUUUGUAUAUAACUACUUCUAAUCUAAUCACUAGAGUUAUUAUAUUCUGUUAUGAUUGACCAGAAUUAUAUGACAAGAACUGGUGACAGUUUAGUGCCUCUGCCCAUUGUCCAUGAUUUACACUAAUUGUGAGCAAUCUUCUUACACGUUAGCUCAUUGUUUUUGAAAGGUUGAUCUUUAAGCCGUUCUUUGAGGUAUCGAUGAAGUGAUUGAAUUUGAAUACCUUAAUUCAGUGCAUAUAAUACUAAUCUAACAGCAAAUGAAAACUGGUAAACCCAAAAGAGAGUCAUCUAAAUUUGCAGUUCCUUAUUUCUGUGGGGUUGACCUGGCCAUAUGUGGAGAGGAAAUGGUAUUUGGUGGUAAGCACAGGGUGUUUGGGGGUCAAGGAGCCUAGAUUCUCUCCCUGGAUCUGUCACUAACUUGCUGCGUGACCUGAACACGUCACUUUACCUCUCUGUGCCUCAGUUUUCCCAUGCAUUAAAAAUAAAAUAAAAUAAAAUGGGGAUUCUAUUGUUUGUAAGUGCUUUGAGAUCCUUGAUCAACAGGUGCUAUUGGAGUGCAAAGUGUUACUCUUGCAUGUUUAUUUUGAGUCAUGAGAUAAUCAAUUUUAACCCAAAGUCAUUGGAUUAUUUAUAUGAAGUCCAUAUGAAGUACCUCAGGGACAUUUAAGAGUUGGAGGUGCAAAUAUAUUCCAAAAGGGUGCAACAGACACAGUGUAUCCCCCUGCUUCUGUUUUUGUAUAUUUUUGCUACUUGGUUUUUCUUGAUCAUAGCUAUUUUGUGCCUAUGUUGUCUAAGAUUCAAUAUCCUGUUCUAGCUUAUAUUAUUCCCAUACCAAAGUCAUGGGGAAACCAACAUUAUUUUGUUUUUGGUUUAUUUAUACUAUAUUCUGCAUACAGUACUUUAAAUGCCAAUUACAGUGCAAUCUUUAUUUAUUGUAAAAUUUUUUAAAUGUACUUAUGUACUAAUUUUCCCUUGUAGCAUGUUAUUUUUUUUUUUUUGUGCUUUAUACUUUUGUAAUUUUAGGUCAGUCUUGUUAUUUGGCAAUAUCUGUAGUAUUAUCAAUCUUCUGACAUUUUCUUAUGUUUUCAGAGAUAAGAGCAUCUAGUGCAUUAAAUGCCAAAAAAGUAUCCAUUAUCAGUGAUUGAAACGUUUACAUGUACCCAAAAAAACAUAAUCAUCUCUUAAAAAAAACUGCUAAGAUCAAUGAAUUAUUCUGUGUGCCUAUAUUAAUGUAGUACCUACUAGAGAGUUCUGUAUUUUAUUAUUGACUACAAUAAUUAGUUUAAUUAGACUUGCAAAUGGGUGGCAUCAAGGUAAAUAUAUUUUUGCCAAAGUUCUGACCUUCCAAAACUCAUUCCUCUAUUUAAAUGUGUAUUAUGACCCUCUAUAGCAUUGCAUCUGCAUUUUUCUGAAACAGUUUCAUGCAAAUGUUUUAGGAAGAAAAGGCUUUUUUUUUUAGCAAUGAACAUUCAACCGAGUACAAGAACCCUGUUUGGGGGGGGCGGGAGGGAGUGGUGUCUCUCUUUUGAAACACUUCUUAACUGCUGCUAUAAAGAAAUUCUCUAAAUUGGUUGAAAUUUUUUAAAUGAAAUAAUAAUUUAGGCCAAAAUUGCUAUGAAUAUUCGAUCUUUUGAGGUUUCGUAGUAGAUGUUUAACCACCAGAAAGCUACAGUGUGUGAAACACUAGCUGACGGCACUUUAUUUUAUUGCUCUCCAUUAUUUGGUAUUCAUUAUAUCCCUUCAGUCGAAAAAUUAUUACUCUGUCUGGCACUGUUUCUAUCACAGAUAUGUAUAUGUGAUAUUGAUAUAUAACUAUAUAUAUUGCCAUUACACACGAACAAUAAAAUAAAGUGUUAUAUUAACUUUAUCUCUUUGCCUUUUUGCAUUAUGUAGGAAUGAGUGAGUGGCUUUCUGAUGCUCUGUAUGUCAAACUCAUCCCUGGGUCAAGAAAUUCCAGUCGUGAAGCAAACUGCUCUUUGUCCUCAAAGAAAUUUUUUUUUUUUAAAAAAAAACUUUUUAAAAAAGUUUUUUUCAUAUUAUCUGCCUUGUUCUUAUCAACUUGAAAUGUUGGCGUUUUCUAACCUUGUUUUGUUGGCUACAGUAAUUCAGUAUUCCUGUCAAAAAUUGAAAAGUGCCCUAAUUGAAUGUGUUUGAAUGUUAUCCUUGCACAAUUCUUUAAAUUGAAAAACAAAAUGUUUUACCUCACUGUUGGACAUACAUUCCAAGCUUUUCAACUUUAGGAGAAACAAUAACCAUGUUUUCCUGUAUUGUAAAUUUUAGACUAUUUCAUAUACAUUGUAUUAAAACUGCCAUAUCAAUUUUAAUGUAUAGAUUUUGCAAAUACUAUGCUCUAUGUAAUACCUAACUGUAUCUGUAGUGUAUAUGUAAUAUAUUUAUGCCCAAUAAAUGUUUUAAUUCUUUCUGACUUAA
Talpa occidentalis (Iberian mole) is the source of this 8661-nucleotide messenger RNA. It is a transcript of the gene FNDC3B, whose product is annotated as fibronectin type III domain containing 3B. The coding region runs from base 1801 to 5415 and encodes 1204 amino acids. The transcript is spliced from 26 exons. Gene Ontology annotation, molecular function: protein binding. NCBI's taxonomy places the organism in Eukaryota, Metazoa, Chordata, Mammalia, Eulipotyphla, Talpidae. The record is from RefSeq and is a predicted model, not a curated record.